This is a messenger RNA of Capsella rubella, 1726 nucleotides long. RefSeq names its product YTH domain-containing protein 1. Gene Ontology annotation, cellular component: cytoplasm. Gene Ontology annotation, biological process: mRNA destabilization. The transcript has 9 exons. Lineage: Eukaryota; Viridiplantae; Streptophyta; Magnoliopsida; Brassicales; Brassicaceae. Bases 112 to 1557 code for a protein of 481 amino acids. The record is from RefSeq and is a predicted model, not a curated record. Gene Ontology annotation, molecular function: mRNA binding.
ACUAUUGUUCCACACAGUUCACACAAAACUCUUCAAGCGGUUUCCCCUGUUUGGUUUUACCUUUUACGGCGGCUCUACACCCGUCUUCACAGUGUAUCUUGUGUAUCGGUAAUGGCCACUGAGAAGAACACUCUAGAUUCAGAGCCUACUUGUGCGGAAACAAUACCAGAUCCAGAUUCUACAACAAAGAAACAGGCUGAGUCUCCUCCAACAGACAAGGCAAAUCGUACUGCUACAGUGUCGAGUACCCCGUCUGUUACUGUCACUGCCUGUGCUAAUGGAUCUGAUGUAGUCUCUUCUCAGCCAAAUGACAAUGGCCAAGCACAUGCGACAGAUGUUUUAAAGGGAAGUCACCGUGACAAAAACAGCUCAUAUGCCUAUUCUGAUCCGACUUUGCGUGGAGAUCGAGUGAAAAGAAGCAAUUGUUGGUCACAAACUUCUUUUUCCACUCCUACGCCUCCUGGAAAUUUCAAUGGUGUUGGUAUUCUUCCUCCCAAUACACAAUCACAAGCAUUUAGACCGCAGUUUAAGGGAAAGGAAGCUGCAGGACACUUUAUAACAUUCUCCAAUCGAAAGACAAGCUCUGUCCCAUAUUGUGGUUACACUAAUGGAAACUCAAACAAUGGUUUCUGGGAUCAAAGAGAUCAUUAUAGGAAACCUGAGAGAAAGGAAGAAUCUGACUACUUGGUUGAAUUGAAAUGUGGUCCGAGAGCCAAUGCAAAGACUCGUCCUCCAUCUGAGUCAUCAUCACUCAAACAAAAGGAUUCAUUUUCCCUGACUAUCCGUAGAGAUAUGUACAACCUCCCAGAUUUUCAGACUGAUUAUGAAGAUGCCAAAUUUUUUGUAAUCAAGUCCUACAGUGAAGAUGAUGUUCACAAGAGUAUCAAAUAUUCCGUGUGGUCAAGCACUAUCAAUGGAAACAAGAAACUCGAUGCAGCUUUCCGUGAUGCUGAAACAAAAACACGCGAGGAUGGCAAAAAACGUCCAAUUUUUCUCUUCUUCUCGGUGAAUGCAAGCAGACAAUUUGUGGGAUUAGCUGAGAUGGCUGGAUAUGUAGACUUCAAAAAGGAUUUAAACUUCUGGCAGGUUGAUAAGUGGAGCGGUUUUUUCCCGGUUGAAUGGCAUGUGGUUAAAGAUAUCCCUAACUGGGAACUACGCCAUAUCAUCCUCGCCAACAACGAGGACAAGCCAGUCACUCAUACGAGAGAUACUCACGAGGUCAAACUCAAAGAAGGUCUCCAAAUGCUUUCGAUAUUCAAGAACUACUCUGCGGUAACAUUUUUGUUAGACGACAUGGACUUCUAUGAAGAACGAGAGAAGUCUCUUCGAGUGAACAAGGAGCAUAAACCUGCCACUCUUCGCAUGGAUCUCUUCAAAGAGAAAGACUAUGAUUAUGAGAUGGAAGGCAACAGGAGAAUGAAUCAUCAAGGAAGAGGAUAUAACUGGAACAGAAGUAGCAGUAGCAUAACACAAGCUUCUCUUGUCAAUCUAACCAAGAAUCUCUCCAUAGGAGGCUACCCUUCGUCCAAGAAGAACACUGGCAGUUAUUCAACAUGACCACGUCAUUAAUUUAUUUAUGAUUUGCUUUAGUUAGUUCAUGAAUCACUACGUUAUUAUUUUUUCCUUUCUUAGGGACCUUGGUUUGGUUUUUACAUUUCAUUCUCAGCUGUCUUUAAGCCUAUAGAUUCAUUUUCACGAUCUUAAUGAUAAAAUUAAUCGGUUUUCA